AGAUGCUCCAAAACCGGAAGUACACCGAAAUAGACGCAAUAAAGUGGAAACUCAGAGAUAUUGCUACAGCAACAUGCAAUAGGAGGGUCGACACAGUUAAGCCUUUUACGUUUUUUUCAGAGAGACACCGAUAUACAGUUGGUAUUUGGCGACAUCGUACAUAGUUAUCAGCGUGGGCGAAAUGUCAAGAGAUUUUAAUCCUGGUUACCAGCUAGCUAAACUGUUGUUGAUUUACCAGUCGUCCAUAUACCUAGCUAGCUAGCCAAGGAGGAUACAUAUCAAAUAUUACCACGGUAUUGACUACAAACGAGAUAAUUAAGUUAACGUUUUCUAAAUGACGCUAAAUUAAAUGUGCACUACGCAUAAAUCGCUACACCAUUUCCUGCUUGCUUGCUAAAAUUCUAAUAGUUCGCCUAAUUUCAGUUUGUGAUAAAAACAUAUCAUUGUACCAUAUAAACCGUCGUUAAAUAUAUUUUCAAUAACCAAAAAAUAUAGUAUUUUCAUCUGUUUGAAGCUGGUGUAUUGAUCUGAAAGUAAAAGAGAAAAUUUAAAACAGGAAGGAAAGAUAUAGCGCACACAACAUAUCUACCGCUUCUUGGACUUGCGAAUUACAUAUCUAUUACUUAAAUUUCUAUGUGUAUUUGGUGGGGUCUUCCAAAAAGUGACAUUUCAUCUUUAAAUCACUAGUUGAUAAAAUAAUCUCUCGAAAUAGGUGUUCACUCAAUACGUAUUUAUCUGAACUUUCCAAAGUGGCAAACCUUGCACCAGUCAAUAUGCCUUUGCUGUUUUUGGAGAGAUGUCCAUGGCCCACUUUGCAGACAUACACAGCUCUGAGUGCUGUAUUUCUCGCUGGGUCAAUAUUGAGUGGCUACUGUACUGUCCCAGAACCAGUAGAGUACACACAGACACAGAGCAGUUCUCCUGUAGAAAGUGAUGAUGUUGAUGAGGACCCAAUCACCAGCCUUAGUGAUGUGGCAGCCACUGUCCGGUUGUACCUGGUCUCAAACACUGUUUUUGUUUGGGUGAUGGUGAAUACAGCCUGUUGUGUCCUGAUGCUGAUUGCAAAGGUGAUCCAGUGCAUUGUCUUUGGGCCGCUCCGUGUCAGUGAAAAACAGCACCUAAAGGACAAGUUCUGGAACUUCAUCUUCUACAAGUUUAUCUUCAUCUUCGGGGUGCUCAACGUUCAGACGGUGGAGGAGGUGGUGAUGUGGUGUCUGUGGUUUGCUGUCCUCGUCUUCAUGCACCUCAUGGUCCAGCUCUGCAAGGACCGCUUUGAAUAUCUGUCAUUCUCACCCACCACUCCUAUGGACAGCCAUGUGAGGGUUCUGACCCUACUGGUGGGUAUGCUGCUGACCUGCUGUGGCUUGGCUCUGCUCUGUGGGCUCCUGGGAAAUCCCCACGGCGUACACACCGUCACCUUCAUGGCCGCUGAGUGUAUGCUGGUGUCCGUUAGAACUGGACAUGUCAUUAUCCGGUACUUUAUCCACCUGUGGGACUUGAACCAUGAGGGCACCUGGGAGAGUAAAGGAUCCUACGUUUACUACACUGACUUUGUGAUGGAGCUGGCUUUGCUGGGGCUGGACCUUAUGCACCACAUCCACAUGCUGCUGUUUGGUAACAUCUGGCUCUCUAUGGCCAGCCUGGUGAUCUUCAUGCAGCUGCGUUACCUGUUCCAUGAGGUGCAGAAGAGAAUCCGUCGCCACAAGAACUACCUCCGUGUCAUCAACAACAUGGAGGCCAGGUUUGCUGUGGCCACCUCUGAUGAGCUGGUAGCGAACAAUGAUGACUGUGCUAUCUGCUGGGACUCCAUGUUGACAGCACGCAAGCUGCCCUGUGGACAUCUCUUCCACAACUCUUGCCUGCGUUCCUGGUUGGAGCAGGACACGUCGUGUCCCACGUGCCGUAUGUCUCUGAACAUCAGCGAGGGGGCUGGAGGAGAGAGAGAGGAGAGGCAAAGGGAGCCCAUGCUGGAAGACAACAUGGGCCCUGGAGGCCCCGGGCCAGAUGCAAGGCAACACCUCAACCAACACAACCACUUCUUCCACUUUGAUGGUUCUCGCAUUGCCAGCUGGCUGCCCAGUUUCUCUGUGGAAGUGAUGCACACAACCAACAUCCUGGGAAUCGUACAACAGGCCAACAACUCCCAGCUCAAUGCCAUGGCCCAUCAAAUCGGGGAGAUGUUUCCGGAGGUUCCCUACCAUCUUGUGCUGCAGGAUCUGCAGCUGACCCACUCUGUAGAGGUCACCACUGACAACAUCUUGGACGGACGCAUCGUGGUUCCUUUCCCCAUACAGCCUGUGGAUCACUCCGCCUCCCAGGUCAACCCCUCCCCACAAGAUGUGGGUGGGGCCAGCGGGAGUUCAGAGUUCGUGACCCCCGAGGUGGAGGAUUUUGAGGUCAGAGGCAGCCGCUUCUCCAAGUCAGCCGAGGAGAGACAGAAGAUACUGCUACAGAGGAAAGAUGAGCUGCUGCUACGAGCACAGAGGAGAUAUCUGAGCAAGAGCCCAGAGGAAAAUGCUGCUGCUAUGAACGACGAUGAUGAGUACGAUGAAGGUCUGCCCUCUCUUGAUGAUGACAUCCCAGCAGGCUCAGUUUUAGACUCUAUGACCCUGCGACGCAGAAAGUUAGCGGCAGCUGCUGAGCGCCGCAUGCACACUUACCAGUGAAGAGGCUGGACUGGGAACUAAGGCCGGGAUGAUACCAGUAUUACCAUACUCGUUAGUAUCAUGGCAAGGAAACCAAACACAAAGCGAAAUUAACUUUAGGAAAACAUCCCUAAUGUUGGAAUCAAAUGAAAUUAUGUUUUCAUCCAGAGUCACAUGUAUUUAUUUUCCAAGCUGUAGCAAACAAUAUAUUGCAUACAGCAGGUUAUUAAAGGACCAAAGUUAGAUCUGCUUCGUGUUUUAAUUUUGGUCAUGGACAUUUUUUUGUGAUACUGGUAUUGUUACAGCCCUAGUGGGAACCAGUAAGAUUUAUACUGGUUACGACAGGUCUCACUGUACCACCAAACCUGCCCCUCUACAGUCCAUCUAGGGCCGGAGUAAAUAACCUACUACUGAAUGGACUGUCUAUCUGUUAAAUUAACCUGAGAAAUGUGCAUGAUUACAUUUUUUCCCCACGCUGUGUUUUAAACAUGAGAUCCCAGGCUUUGUCACAAUGGACCGUGACCGGGAGCCCCAUAGGAGGGCCCACAAUUGGCCCAGCACUGUCUGGGGUAGGGGAGGGUUUGGCCGGGGGGGGCUUUUCUUGGCUCAUCAUGCUCUAGCAACUCCUUGUGAUAGGGCCGGGCACCUGCAAGCUGAAUCCCGUCGUCAAUUGAAAAUAUUGGUGUGGCUGACAUCCAGCUCAAGCAGGCGGUGUGGUAAGAAUGCAGCCAGCCAGGCGGGUCAUGUUUUGGAGGACCCAUGACUUGGCCUUUGCCUCUCCCGAGCCCAUUGAGGAGAUGCCAAGGGACCUAAUUCGGGGAGAAAACUAUGUUUUAAAAAAACUGCUUGUGGCCAUAACACCCAGAACACGCCUGUUCAGGGUCAGGCCUGGUUAGUACUGAGACGGGAGACUGCCUGCCAAUACAUUAUUAGACAGAAAUCUGUAUUGUCCACAUUUCUGCUCUUAUCUCUACCAUGAAGAAACAUUGAACAGACAGUCUCCAUCUACUUUCUGAUACUGCAGAGUCUAGUACAGUUUGAUGUAGGAAAUAUCUAUUUUCUGUCCUGAAUACAUAUAUAGUUCAGUUCCAUUGCCUUGUGUAUUGAUAGUGUACCACUAUGAUUCAUAGCUAAAAGCCACAUUUGAAUUUGUAUUAUAAGGAGUUGAAAUAUUAAUUGAUUAUUUUAUUUGUGUACAUGCGUAGAUGGCAUAAGUAGCAUUUAGAUUGUCUACAUGAUUCUUCAAAACCUUGUGUAAAGGCUUUAGCUGGAUCACACUUUAUUUGAAUGGUACUGACCUACAGUGCCUUCGGAAAGUAUUCACACUUAGACUUUUUCCACAUUUUGUUAGGUUACAGCCUUAUUAUAAAAUUGAUUCAAUUGUUUUUUUCCCUCGUCAAUGUAUACAUAAUACCCCAAAUAAAAAACAGAUAUCACCUUU
Messenger RNA from Oncorhynchus keta (chum salmon), 4086 nucleotides. It is a transcript of the gene amfra, whose product is annotated as autocrine motility factor receptor a. Lineage: Eukaryota; Metazoa; Chordata; Actinopteri; Salmoniformes; Salmonidae. Gene Ontology annotation, biological process: ubiquitin-dependent protein catabolic process; endoplasmic reticulum unfolded protein response; protein K48-linked ubiquitination. Gene Ontology annotation, cellular component: cytosol; endoplasmic reticulum; ubiquitin ligase complex. The transcript is spliced from 13 exons. Gene Ontology annotation, molecular function: ubiquitin binding; ubiquitin protein ligase activity. The record is from RefSeq and is a predicted model, not a curated record. The coding region runs from base 774 to 2666 and encodes 630 amino acids.